AAACUUACAUUCAAUUGUUAAUUCGUUUUUAUUUAUACGUCUAUGUACAAGAAACGUUAUUACUUGUCUGAUAGGAUGGUGUUUGAUAAUAAACAACAUGAAAUUUAACAACCCCAAAUUAGACAGAGAUGGAUCUGAUAAAGAUGAAGCACGUCUGUUUAAAGUAUUCACUGGACUAAAAUUCAAUGUUAAGUCAGAAAAGGAUAAAAGUAAAACACAGAUGUUAUCAAUUUUGGAGGACUAUGCUAAAAUGGAUCACAAUCAAAUGGAUUGCUUUGUCUGCUGUAUCUUAUCGCAUGGAAAAGAAGACGAAGUUGUUUGUUGUGACACUGAGUGUGCUACGAUUGAAAAAAUUACUAGCUUUUUUCGAGCGACAAAUUGCAAAAAGCUUGCAGGAAAACCAAAACUCUUUUUCUUUCAAGCGUGUCAGGGGAGUAAACGUAUGGGUGGGUGGCAAGUAGACGGUGACGGGAACAGGACAUUUAAAGAAGGAUCGAUUCCAGAUGAAGCUGAUUUUCUACUCGGUUUCUCUACAACUUCUGGAUACGUGUCUUUCAGAAAGAAAGAAGGAUCGGCCUAUAUUCAAACGCUGUGCGAACAAUUACAAAAACAUGCACACCAGUACGACCUUUUAACAAUAAUGACAGAAGUGCAUAGAAUAGUUGCCGAGGAAGUCUUCGAGGAGGAAAAUCAUAAACAAAUGCCUACUACACUUAAUCGGCUAAGAAAACAACUUUAUUUUAAUGUAAAACAACUCAAAGAUUAAUGAAAUAGAUAAAGGAAACCUUACGCUGAACGAUAGUCAAGACGAUUUGUUUGCUAUGUUAUGUGUCCGUUAACUUUUUUAUGUAUUCAAUAGUUUAUCAGUCUCGUCGAGCAUGUUCUCGUUUCUUGACUAUUUUGAUUCUUUUUUAAUUCAAACGUUUAUGUUGUGUAUUUUUUGUGGUGUUGUUAUUCUUUUGACAAACAAUUCGCGGAAAAUAGUUUGGCUCAAAUAAACAUGUCAGAGUCAAAAGAUAAUUUUUACACGUUAGCACUUUUCAAAGACUGUUGAUAGUGGACAGAUCCAUUUGUAUUCGUUCACUGUAGAUAAAUAUUUCAAAAACAUAGUUUGGAUAAGUUAAACUAGUUUCGUUAUCAGGUAUUUGUGUCAAAUUUUCUUGACAUUGAACUUAAUACAUCACGAAUUCACGAUUUCAACUUCAUGAAUUCAUGAUUAUAAUUUCACGAAUUCAACUUUGUGAAUUAACGAUUUUACUUCACGAAUUAACGAUUUCAACUUCAGUAAUUCACGAUUUCAAUUUCACGAAUUCACGUUUUCAACUUCAUGAAUUCAACUUUGGGAAUUCACGAUUUCAACUUGACGAACUCAUGACUGCAACUUAACAAAUUAACGAUUUCAACUUCAUGAAUUCAACUUCGCGAAUUCAUGAUUUCAACUUGAGGAACUCAUGACUGCAACUUAACGUAUUCACGAUUUCAACUUCAUGAAAUGCGCUGACCUUGUUUCUGUUUUUAUGUUAUUUAUUUUUGUACAUUGUUUACACAUUUAAGAAGAACGUCCCUUAGAAUUAUAUUGAAAUGCAUGGAAAACAUUUGGCAAUUUAAAGCAGCAUAGAUACAAAAGAAAUAAUUAAACAUGGACUUGAUGCCGUCUUAAUUUCUUUAUUUAUGUAAAUAUAUUUAAAACAAUUCCAUUUAACAAAAUUUUGUCUUUUUGCAGAUUCAUAAUUAUGUUUAUUCAAUUGUAGUCUUAUAUAUUAAAUACACAUUUUGCAUUUCCUGUUGAUCUCUUCAAAGUUAUACAAUCAUAGACAUGGGUAUAAAAUAACUCUGCCCCUGAAGUCUUUAAUCCUUUACGUUGAUUUAUUUAGAAAACUUCAGCUUCACAUGUUCUGUUCUUGAAAUAACUUUGCUCAGGACUUACAUAUAUAGUAUGCAGAGUAGCAUUAAUGUCUUAUACAGAGGUUAUGUGUUAAUUGUAUAUCAUAUCUCUCAAUUUAGAAUAAGGUCAAUUUUUACAUAUACCUAAGAAAACACAUUUAUGUCAUCCGGUGCUUAUCUACAUGGAUGAUAUGUUCAUAAUUUAUAGUAUGUAUUUAACUUACUUACAUUGAUUAAGAAUGUCCUUUCGUGACCCGUGAGGGACGUGAAUGGCCUUCCAAUGACAUUUACUUAUUAUAAUUUUCAGUCCAGUCAAAAUAUGUGUGAUGGUCGUAGUUUAAAAUCCCUUGUGUUUCGUUUUCGCCCUAAGGUUAACUACAUCAUGCUAAAUAUAUUUCCGAUCUUCCCAGGAAGAUUAUCUAUCAUGCUGACAUGCCUGGCAAACUGUCGCUCCACUUCAAAAUUGUGGUG
This is a messenger RNA of Ruditapes philippinarum (Manila clam), 2355 nucleotides long. RefSeq names its product caspase-3-like. The transcript is spliced from 4 exons. NCBI's taxonomy places the organism in Eukaryota, Metazoa, Mollusca, Bivalvia, Venerida, Veneridae. Gene Ontology annotation, biological process: negative regulation of extrinsic apoptotic signaling pathway via death domain receptors; proteolysis. Bases 98 to 766 code for a protein of 222 amino acids. The record is from RefSeq and is a predicted model, not a curated record. Gene Ontology annotation, molecular function: cysteine-type endopeptidase activity.